AUGGUUUUUGAGUUUCUUGGUGAUAGUUUACUAUGGUUGAACAAAUAUAACUCUUAUAGUGGCCUUGAAUUGAACAAGCCAUAUGAGAGUGUCGGUGGGUCGUGUGCUGGGUUGGAGAGGCUGAAUCGACAGCAACUGCUGCAAGUGCUACUGAACUCCUCGAUGGAAAGUGGGAGCCCAGUGUAUACUGUGGAUGAAUCACUAGUGUCCUUGGGGUUUGGUUUCCAAUAUUUUUUGCUUGCUUUUGCUGGGAUAAGUUGGGUUACAGAAGCUAUGGAAAUGUUGCUUCUCUCUUUUGUGGGACCAACAGUUAAGGCGAAGAAUGUUUUUGUUGCAUCUGCAUUGGUAUUCUUGUAUGUUAGUUUGGGGAGGAUUUUUUAUGCGAGAAGGUUGUUCGACGAAAUACCUCGGAGAGAUGUCGUGCUUUGGACAGCGAUGCUGGAUGGGUAUGCACAACAUGAGGAACCAAUGUUGGGUUUGAUGGUGUUUAGGGAGAUGGUUGGUGAAGGUAUUCAGCUUGAUAUUGUGGUUAUGGUUAGCUUGCUUUUGAUUUGUAGCCAAUUGUGUUGGCUGAGACAUGGUAACAGUGUGCACGUGUGGAAUAUUGGGAGGUUGCAGAAAGCAUUUGAGAUUUUUGAGGUCAUGGGUCGAAUUGGCUGCCAACCUACUGCCCAGACAUACAAUUGCUUGCUCAAUGGAUUGUGUUACAGGGGACGGGUGGAAGAAGCAUGUGAACUGUUGAUGAAGAUCAAGAAUUCUUCCAAGAAGCCUGACAUUUAUACUUAUACUGUGGUCAUGGAUGGUUUCUGUAAGGUGGGACGCUCGGAUGAGGCAAUGGAGCUGCUGAAAGAAGGUUUGGAGAUGGGACAAAAUCCAACUAUGGUCACUUUUAAUACUCUGUUUAAUGGAUAUUGCAAGGAGGGGAGGCCUUUGGAGGGGAUUAGUCUUUUGAAGCAAAUAAAAGAGAGAGAUUGCCACCCGGAUUAUAUCACUUAUAGCACCUUAUUACAUGGGUUGUUGAAGUGGAGUGAAAUCCCUGCAGCUCUGCAGAUUUAUAAGGAGAUGUUGGAAUUAGGAUUUGAAAUUAAUGAAAGAACCUCCAAUCUGUCGCCACAAGAAGCCUCCCACAAUACACCACCUGUUUGUGCUAAUGCCAAGCUGACUGCAUUCUUUAAGCCUAUUGACCCAGGCCGAUACCACAACCCCAUGAUUGCUAUCACUCAGCUGCCUGUUAGAGUAUGUUUAGUGUUUGAUCGUGGGAAGCUACACUUGGGGCGUUGUAUGCAGCUGAACCUUGAGGACAAGAUUCUCUGA
Messenger RNA from Telopea speciosissima, 1314 nucleotides. RefSeq names its product pentatricopeptide repeat-containing protein At1g62930, chloroplastic-like. Bases 1 to 1314 code for a protein of 437 amino acids. Gene Ontology annotation, molecular function: protein binding. Lineage: Eukaryota; Viridiplantae; Streptophyta; Magnoliopsida; Proteales; Proteaceae. The transcript has a single exon. The record is from RefSeq and is a predicted model, not a curated record.